AUGUCUGACCAACGAGUGAUUGUAGUUGAGGUAACACCGCCACGGGAGGAACAUGAUGAGCAACAUUUCUUAGAGAAGGAGAUUGAUCUUGCUGAAAACAAAAUCGAAAGACUGCAAGACAAAAAGGAUCGACUGAAUGAAAGAAUAGGUAAGCUUGAUCAGAAGACAAAAAACCUAACCAAGAGCAAUGAAAGGUUCGAGGAAGUUCUGGACAGAUCACAGCAAGAAGGAGCAUCGAGAAGGGUCUUGGAGACCGGGCUCGAGUCGUUGAAACAAGGCAGGGAGACUUGUCUAGAGAACGAGAAAACGCUGCUUGAAUUGGAUCUCGAGGCUCUGGGGUUACUCAAGAAGAUAAGGGAGUGGGAGGUUUACAGAGAGAAGCUAAAGACUAGACAAGAGGAGAUGAGGUUUGAGGAGUGGAUGAGACGCGAGGAGGGCUUGCGGUAUGAGGAUUGGAAGAAGAGCAAGUACAGUUGA
Molecule: messenger RNA, 477 nt
Organism: Fusarium mangiferae
Lineage: Eukaryota; Fungi; Ascomycota; Sordariomycetes; Hypocreales; Nectriaceae
Exons: 1
Coding region: 1-477 (158 amino acids)
Source: RefSeq, a predicted model, not a curated record